Prunus armeniaca (apricot) is the source of this 534-nucleotide messenger RNA. Lineage: Eukaryota; Viridiplantae; Streptophyta; Magnoliopsida; Rosales; Rosaceae. The record is from the annotation of a GenBank genome assembly.
AUGCGUUCCCACGGCCAAGGGGGCAGAGCCCACGAUCAGGGCGGUGGCCGAGAUUUGCCGAGAUUUAUGGGGGUCACACCACCAUGCUUCUCAACCCAGACCACCAUGCUUCACGGUCCCAAAUGCCGAUUUGACUACCCACUUGCCCCGUUCAGACUCCACCAUACAGAUAUUUUUAAGCCAUCAGGCAGAUCUUUUUUCAGCCUCGAUUGGCCCUCCAGGACUCCUCCUAUAAAUACUGAGCUUAAGACCACGUUCAAGGGGUUCAAACACCAAACCAAAAGCCUCCCACGGAGCAACUUAUAUUUUCUGCAAUGCACUUUCAAUACCUUUACAUGCUUUCCUAGGAGCGCCGGAGCAUCAUCCUUGUUACUGCCUCAUUCACCUCAUAUAUCAUACGACCGUCGCUCUUCGAGUAACGCGCCGGAGCACCGCCCAAAAUCCACCAACACCACCACUAAACAGCCUUGUAGCUCAGGCCGUGAACCUGACGGCCGAGAUAAGUUCCUCUCUCGGCCACAAUCGUUUGACUAG